Molecule: messenger RNA, 495 nt
Organism: Drosophila bipectinata
Lineage: Eukaryota; Metazoa; Arthropoda; Insecta; Diptera; Drosophilidae
Gene: Tom7
Product: Translocase of outer membrane 7
Biological process (GO): protein import into mitochondrial matrix
Cellular component (GO): mitochondrial outer membrane translocase complex
Source: RefSeq, a predicted model, not a curated record
AUAUUCAAUAUAAUUUACCUAUAAAUCAGUAUAAAUCAUUUGUUCCAAGUGAUUUGUGCCAGAAGUUUGGCUCUUGAGAAAAUAACGUUUACCAACACUAGACUUUCCGUCGGUGUAUUGGAUUCUAAUUUCGUAAUUCACGAAGAAAUUGUGAUUCAAAAUCUACAAUCUGCACAAAAUGGAGCUGUCUGAGGGAGUUAAGGAGCGUCUGGGAGUUGUCGUUGGUGCCGUGCAGACCACAUUCCACUGGGGGUUUGUUCCCCUUGUUUUGUAUUUGGGAUUUGCCAAGGGAGCUGAGCCUGGCAUGCCGCCGCUUUCCAUUCUGAGCCUCUUGUGGCAGUAGAAAACAAAACAUUAAAUUAUACCCCUAUCAUGCCGUGGAUUUGUUUCCGUUUCACGACGUGUGCACCGCAUUUUGGUUCUCAUUGGAUUCCUGGGCCCUUUCGAAGUACCUGCAGUUAUCGGAAAUAAAUUUCUGUUACCACCCAUUAGAAA